CUCCUUUAGGUCUCUCUUGGUUCCAUGUAUUUACAUUAAUAACGUCUUUCUCCAGCUCCUUGAUAAAGAAGCCUCCAGAUGUGACCAAAGCUCGCAAAAUGAAGACAGAACACCUGCUUAAAGUAGAGGAUCAUGAUUUCACUAUGAGACCAGCAUUCGGAGGUCCGGCGAUCCCUGUUGGAGUGGACGUCCAAGUGGAGAGCUUGGACAGCAUCUCUGAAGUUGAUAUGGACUUUACUAUGACUCUUUACCUGAGACACUACUGGAAGGACGAGCGGUUGUCGUUCAUCAGCAGCACCAAUAAAAGCAUGACGUUUGAUGGUCGUCUGGUAAAGAAGAUCUGGGUCCCUGAUGUCUUCUUUGUCCACUCCAAGAGGUCUUUUAUUCAUGACACCACCACAGACAACAUAAUGCUGCGGGUCUUUCCUGAUGGACACGUCCUCUACAGUCUGAGAGUGACAGUGACCGCAGCCUGUAACAUGGACUUUAGCCGCUUUCCACUUGAUUCUCAGACCUGCUCACUGGAGUUGGAAAGCUAUGCCUACACAGAUGAAGACCUGAUGCUGUACUGGAAGAGUGGAGAUGAGUCACUCAGCACUGACGAUCGCAUCUCUUUAUCACAGUUCCUCAUCCAAAAGUUUCACACCACGUCUCGCUUGGCCUUCUACAGCAGCACUGGCUGGUACAAUCGACUCUUCAUCAAUUUUACACUGCGUCGGCACAUAUUCUUCUUCCUGCUUCAGACAUACUUUCCCGCCACACUGAUGGUGAUGCUUUCAUGGGUCUCCUUCUGGAUCGACUGGCGAGCCGUCCCAGCCAGAGUUUCCCUGGGCAUAACUACAGUACUCACCAUGUCCACCAUCAUCACUGGUGUAAAUGCAUCCAUGCCCCGUGUGUCCUACAUCAAAGCUGUGGACAUUUACCUAUGGGUCAGCUUUGUCUUUGUCUUUCUGUCUGUCCUGGAGUACGCUGCUGUCAACUACCUGUCCACUGUCCAGGACCGCCGCGAACGCAAGUUGAGAGAAAAGGUGCAAUCUCAGUCUCUGCCCUGCACCUGUGGCAUCUCCCAGACAAGAACCAUGAUCAUGUUGGACGGCACCUACAGUGAGGCAGACAUGAACAGCUUGGCCUGCUUCACUGAAGAGUCACUGGUCCCUGAGGAGGAACAGGGAGAUGCUUCUCAGAAAGCUGAACGCAUGGUGGUCCAUCUAUCAGUCAGCAGUGAGUCUACUCAAACCACCACCAAGAAGAAGAAGAGCUUGCGAACUCUCAACAUCAUCCAGAACACACAUGCCAUUGAUAAAUACUCUCGGAUGAUUUUCCCAGGUUCAUACAUCUUUUUUAACCUCAUAUAUUGGUCUGUCUACUGCUGAGAAAAAUAUAACGCUGCCAUGACUUGGAAAUUAGAGACACAAAGACAGGAGACCCUGGGGUGUUCAUGGAAAGAAGAUUCUACUCAUGAAAGUCACUGUGAUGCUGUUUGAUAUUUAGAAUUAGGUCCUGAUACUGAGCUUCACCGUUGGCACAGUUUGUCUUUUAUUCUCAACUCUGACAUCAUGUAGAAGCGGCUACACUAUCUGCAGCACUUGCCAUAAUGGAUCCCAAAGGAGAGCGUAGACUUCGACUUCUACUUGUUUCUAAGACUGUGCAAAAGAUGGACAACUUGGAUGUGGAUGUUUUUGUCUUUGAGGACACCAACAAAUUCCACUUUUGUUUCUUUACCUCUUUUUGCCAGUUCAGACUUGGUCCACAUUUUAUUUUUUUUAAUUAACAGUUAUUCAAAAUUGCCUAUUUUUUUUCUCAAUAAAUUCUUCCCUAAAGUUAUUUGUGUGAGUAUGUUAAUUGAACCCUUUC
Messenger RNA from Cynoglossus semilaevis (tongue sole), 1854 nucleotides. It is a transcript of the gene gabrr2a, whose product is annotated as gamma-aminobutyric acid type A receptor subunit rho2a. The record is from RefSeq and is a predicted model, not a curated record. Gene Ontology annotation, molecular function: extracellular ligand-gated monoatomic ion channel activity; GABA-A receptor activity. NCBI's taxonomy places the organism in Eukaryota, Metazoa, Chordata, Actinopteri, Pleuronectiformes, Cynoglossidae. The coding region runs from base 99 to 1373 and encodes 424 amino acids. The transcript has 8 exons. Gene Ontology annotation, biological process: monoatomic ion transmembrane transport. Gene Ontology annotation, cellular component: membrane.